AUGCCUUCUAACAAGGAUCGUCUUUAUAUUGCACUCUAUGCGCGUGGUGGUAAAGCUAUUAUGCCUGGCAAGGAAGAUACAUAUCACUGGGCAUUACUAGUUGAACCUAAAGUGGAGGUUAAGGAUGGGACUGGUAUGCGAUUUCAUGCCAAAGAAUUUAUGACUGUUAGUGGUUCGACUUGGAAAUUUGAGGGAAUUUGCAUCGAGAUCGACUCGUUGAGACUACGCAAUAUCCCGAUCAAGCAAGGUGUUCCAUAUUGGAAUUGUGUCGCGUGGGUGAAGGGUGCUCUAGAGUUGCUACAGGACGAUGGGAAAUCGUUGGGGACAGCCGUGACUGACUGGACCAAGGUCAGAGAUGCGGCGAUGAGCUAUUAUCAAAGCAAGAAAGACGAACAUGGUUUCGACGGGGAGGCAGACUAG
Messenger RNA from Sclerotinia borealis F-4128, 420 nucleotides. NCBI's taxonomy places the organism in Eukaryota, Fungi, Ascomycota, Leotiomycetes, Helotiales, Sclerotiniaceae. The record is from the annotation of a GenBank genome assembly.